This is a messenger RNA of Capra hircus (goat), 1902 nucleotides long. It is a transcript of the gene ACOXL, whose product is annotated as acyl-CoA oxidase-like. NCBI's taxonomy places the organism in Eukaryota, Metazoa, Chordata, Mammalia, Artiodactyla, Bovidae. Gene Ontology annotation, cellular component: peroxisome. Gene Ontology annotation, molecular function: acyl-CoA oxidase activity; FAD binding; fatty acid binding. The transcript has 19 exons. The record is from RefSeq and is a predicted model, not a curated record. Gene Ontology annotation, biological process: lipid homeostasis; fatty acid beta-oxidation using acyl-CoA oxidase. The coding region runs from base 1 to 1902 and encodes 633 amino acids.
AUGCGCUGUGCUGCUGGGGUGGCCUCUGCACAAAGGGGAGCCAAGAGCCAUGCCUGCCCAGGCCGCGAGGGGGAGGGCAUGGAUGCCUUGCUGCUUUGUGGAAUAAUUUACUGGCUGUUCGGUGGGGCCAUCAGAAAUCUCGGAGGCCCAGCACACGUAACUCAGUGGCUUCAGCCUCUCCAGGAGCAGAAAUACACGGGGAUGUUUGCAAUGACCGAGAGGGGCCACGGGAGCAACGUCAGAGGGAUCCAGACUGAAGCCACCUUUGACUUCUCUGCACAGGAAUUUGUCAUUGACACACCGUGUGAAAAUGCUGAGAAGAUGUACAUUGGAAAUGCGAUGUACGGGAAUUACGCAGCAGUCUUUGCCCAGCUCAUCAUAAACGGAAGAUCUCAAGGGCCCCACUGCUUCAUCGUUCCUGUCCGAGAUGAAAAUGGAAGCUUGUACCCAGGAGUGACGGUUGUUGAUAUGAUGCAUAAAGAAGGUCUGCAUGGUGUGGAUAACGGGAUUCUGAGAUUUGACAAUGUUCGGAUACCGAGGGAGAACCUGCUGGAUAAGUUCGGUUCCGUGGCUCCAGAUGGGCAGUACCACUCCCCCAUUAAGGACAAGAGUGCGAGAUUCAAUGCGAUGCUGGCGGCGCUGACCCCUUCCAGACUCGCUGUGACUUUCCAAGCCAUGGGCUCUAUGAAGCUUGGGCUGACGAUAGCCAUUCGCUAUAGCCACAGCCGGAGGCAGUUUGGACCCAAAGCCAGGGAAGAGGUCAAGAUUAUUGAGCACCAAACGCAGACCCUGCGGCUGAUGCCUCAUCUGGCCACUGCCUUGGCCCUGACCUUCGCUGGCAGGUAUGCCAGCACCCUUCUGGAUGAGGACAUCUUCCGUGGGAAGGAGCUUGUCAGCAGUCGCACACUGCAGGCGCUGGUGGCAGGGCUGAAGGCCUACAGCACCUGGGAGAACGUCAGCUGCCUGCAGGACUGUCGUGAAUGCACUGGAGGCAUGGGUUACAUGAUGGAAAAUCAAAUCUCAGGCUUAAAAUGCGACACAGAUGUGUUUGUCACUUUUGAAGGUGACAAUGUCGUCAUGCUGCAGGUUGUGGUUCGGGAACUGCUGGCUCAGUACACCAAGCAGUGUGAAGAAAGACCGGUCUCCAGCGUGCUCCGAAACUGGGUGGAAUCAGGGAGUGACAGGCUGAGAACCAGUUUCCUGGCAUUUAACAUGGACACAGUUGGUAACCUCACCUUUCUGUUGAAAGCAGUGCAUUUUCGUGAAAGGACUCUUCAGCGGGGUUUGGUGGCCCGAAUUUAUUAUAAGGUGAUGACCGAGAAGGAGGACUUUUUCAGUGCCUGGAACUCAUGUCUUCACCACAUCACCUGCUUGUCUCUGGCACAUAUUCACCGAGUUACUUUAGAGCAGUUCUGCCUGGCUGUAAGGAACUGUCCUGACCAGGAGGACCAGGCUUUGUUAAAGAAGAUGAGCAGAUUCACAGAAAACCUGCCACCUUGGCCACAGCAGAGCCACACAGGAGGUAAGACCAAUGACGCCACGGGUGCCGUGCUGCGGCUGCUGCGUGGGAUCCCUCUCGGCUUACUAUCGCGCGUGAGCCGCAGCCCCGCGCCUGAGCUCAUGCAGCAGCUGGACCCUCCUCCCGUCUCUGCUCGCCUCAGCCGGCCUGUUCCCUCCGUGUGGCUGGCCGAGGGAGCAGCGUCCGGGUUGGGGAAUGGCUCACUGCCCUUCGAGGGGCCUUCUCUCUGCCUCUGUGCUGUGGAGGAGGCCUCCACUCCUGCAGCGCUCACCACGGCAGCCCCAGCGUCAGGCAGGGGCUUUGCAGGGGACCGUCCCCGGCUCACAGGCGGCUGGCAGCGGCAGUUGGAGCCUGUCAAGUGGGCGAGGUGGCAGCUGGUCUAA